Sphenostylis stenocarpa is the source of this 1296-nucleotide messenger RNA. Lineage: Eukaryota; Viridiplantae; Streptophyta; Magnoliopsida; Fabales; Fabaceae. The record is from the annotation of a GenBank genome assembly.
AUGGUGAAGGAAACGAGGUCUGAUUUGAACCCAUUGUUCGCGCAGAAGCAUAACUAUCAUCAUGUCUUCCUGAAGUUGGCAGUGUCGUGUCUCUUGGUGGGUCUCGCUAUUCGCCUCCUCUUCACUGAUUCCUUCAGUUUGUCCUCUGUUCUGCGCAAUCCUCCCCCUCUUGCAAAUGCAAUACCAAACUCACCCUUUUUUUCUUCUCUGCCAUCUUAUUCUGUUGAUUUCCCGGUAAACCAGACCCAAUCCUCUGCCCAAGAUGCAGUGGAGUGCGAUCUCUUUGUGGGAGAUUGGGUGCCGGACCUAAAUGGUCCAAUGUAUACUAAUGAGAGCUGCCGUGUGAUUGAAGAUCAUCAAAACUGCAUGAGAAAUGGAAGGCCUGAUUCGGGGUACCUUUAUUGGAGGUGGAACCCAAGGGGUUGUGAUUUACCCAAGUUCAGUCCAAAAAAAUUCCUUCACAUGAUGAGGGAUAAAUCAUGGGCCUUUAUUGGUGAUUCCAUCUCUCGCAACCAUGUGCAAUCUCUACUUUGCCUUCUCUCACAGGUGGAAGCAGCUGAUGAGGUGUACCAUGAUGAGGGAUAUAAAUCAAAGAUAUGGAAGUUCACCUCCUACAACUUCACCCUCUCAGUAAUAUGGUCCCCAUUCCUUAUGAAAGCAGAUAUAUUCGAGGACAUAAAUGGAGUUUCUUCUUCAGAAACGCAUCUACAUCUUGACAUCUUGGACGACAAGUGGACCAACCAAUAUAAGAAUUUUGACUAUGUUGCAAUCGCAGGUGGCAAAUGGUUCCUGAAGACAGCAAUAUACCAUGAAAACAACACUGUAACAAGCUGCCACAAGUGCCAUGGAAAGAAUUUAACAGAGGUAGGAUACCAACAUGCAUACCGCAAAGCAUUGCAGCAAGUUUUUUAUUUCAUGACACAGUCAGAGCACAAAACGGUUGUGUUCUUCAGAACCACCACACCAGACCACUUUGAGAAUGGGGAGUGGUUCAGCGGAGGGUACUGCAAUACGACAGGACCCUUCAAAGAGGAGCAGAUAGAAGUGAGGUACGAGGAUUCCAUCAUGAGAAGCAUUGAACUUGAAGAGUUUCACAAGGCCAAGAAUGCAAGUGCCAACUUCAAACUUUUGGACACAACUGGACUCUCAUUGUUGAGGCCCGAUGGGCAUCCAGGCCCAUACCGCCAGUUCCACCCUUUGCUCAAUGCUAAGGUCCAGAAUGAUUGCCUGCAUUGGUGUCUCCCAGGCCCAAUUGACUCCUGGAACGACAUACUUUUGCAAAUGUUGGCAAUCUGA